AUGGCGAAAGUACAAAAAAGCAACUAUCUCCCUUACCUUCAACAACUCCUCGACACUCAAGGCGACACGGAGGGCGUGGCCAUAGAAAGCGUGUGUGGGAUCUGCCAGGAGAGCAAACUGGAUAUUUCGAAGAGCACCAGGGAAUUCACUUCUUCUAUCGAACCCCCAAGGGAACAUCUCGAAUUACAUCGAAACUUUGUCGAUUAUAUCAAACAUGACAUCGAACGGACUGUAGCUCUUGCAUGUGGUCAUGUUUUUGGCGAUCGAUGCAUCAGGAGCCUCUUAGCUCAAGGAUCAGACCUCGUCUGCCCGUCUUGUGGGUUUAGAAUGGCAUAUCAAGGCUGCGGCCACGCCAUCCCGCCGGCCCUGAUUCCAGUUGAAGGCAACAAUCCGAUCCGGGACACAUUUCCCUUGACGAUCCCCGAAGGUGCGAGAGACCCGCAAAGCUGUAUGGAGUGUAGAUGGAGACAUAUUCGAUCGCAUAUUCGGUAUGCUCUUGCCGACGAGUGUGUCUUAUGCCGGCAAAGAACACUCGCCCAAAUGCCUUUAGACGCAGCUGGGCACCGGGCACAUAGAGAUCAACAUAUGAGCAUAGGACUCAGACAAGCUUUGGACGACAUCCUGGCGCUUAUUUGGCCCGAGUUCGUGACACGCGAGACCAACACGUCCCUAUCCAAGGCUUCGGCUGAAAGUGAGCGCCACCAAAUCCACGUUUCACUGCUAAACGCCAUGGUUCGAUCGGAAAUGGAGGACACAAUUUGGUAUCGCACCAAAGCCGGCAGGUCGACUCACCUAACUAAGGAACAGUUGAGGAGACAUACCCGCGGGAUGGCAUCGAUCGAGCAGACUCUUCUGGGCUGGCUCAUGGACUCUACCCGAGAGCAGAGACGGAUGUGGUAG
Molecule: messenger RNA, 900 nt
Organism: Daldinia loculata
Lineage: Eukaryota; Fungi; Ascomycota; Sordariomycetes; Xylariales; Hypoxylaceae
Exons: 1
Coding region: 1-900 (299 amino acids)
Source: RefSeq, a predicted model, not a curated record